Molecule: messenger RNA, 1476 nt
Organism: Xylaria bambusicola
Lineage: Eukaryota; Fungi; Ascomycota; Sordariomycetes; Xylariales; Xylariaceae
Exons: 1
Coding region: 123-1361 (412 amino acids)
Biological process (GO): positive regulation of mitochondrial translation
Source: RefSeq, a predicted model, not a curated record
CCUAAGUCCUUAUCGGGCUCGGCUAGGUGGGUAGGUAAAAGGUGGGCUUUUCCACUUGACGCCAUUCACUUCAUGCUUUCCGCCUCGAUUGACUCGGCCCUCAUGGCCACACGAUUGAAGCCAUGCGAUGUCCUUUGCAAAAGGUGAUCACACCUACUUUCCGAGGAAUACACACCAGAGCCCUCACUCCCCGGCCGUUACGACAAUUCCACCAGACAACCGUCGCAUAUCUGCCUCGGAAACGAGACUUCUUCACCUCAAACCAACUUCUAAAGGCAGAUGAAAGAGCUAACAGCUCUGACAUUUUAGAAGAAUCUUCGAGAGGCACGGAGACAUCGAGAAAUGUUCAGACUGCCCCGUUGAAAAGAAAACCUGUGCGAGCAUCUGCAGCCAAGAGUCUUCGACUAGGCUCUGCGACGAAACCUUCGAAGGGCACUAACACUUCGAGAAAAUCCGCUACCCUGGAGAUUACAGAUCACGAUGAUACCGACUCGAGUCGAUCCAUCCGCGCAAUAUGCGUUGCCCAGUCCUUUAAUAUGACACAGGUGCAGGAGAUUCUCAGCUUUCAUGGCUUCGAGCUAGAUCCGGAUGGCAUCGAGUUCGACACCCAAGCUGUCGUCCAUGCGAGGGGCGUAAAUAAUGGCGAUAUCUUUGUCUUUCCUUCAGGAACCGUGGUGACGUGGUCCAUGCCAGAAGACAUACUGAUCAAGCUUGCAUCAAAACACUUGAUCCGAGCCGCGAGCUUCCCACAUCUGAAUCGUGCGGAACUGGAGAUGCUCGAGUUUACCGCGGAUGACACUCGAGACACAAGUUAUAUGAGAGGCGAAGUUGUCAUACUUGGCACAAGAGUUCAAGACACGCUGAACAAUAGAGUAGAUACUACUCUGGCCAAGGUUGCUUUCUCAAGUGGGCUGGCAAGAAGCCCGAAACUAGCAGUGCUAGAGACUGAUCUCGAGUCCCUUCUUCAAGAAUCGAAAGCGACAUUGAAUGUGCUUGCAGCAGGGUCACAAAGCAAGCUGAAGCGAUCAUCUAUCAUAAAGAUGACGGGUCAACUACUGAGCCUACGGUCACAACUGAACCACUAUUCUGAUAUCACAGAAGAGCUUCCAGACAUGUUUUGGGAGUCAGAGUCUAAACUCGAAGAGUACUACAACCAGAUUGGUGCUGCGCUAUCUGUUCGCCGGCGGAUCGAGAUUCUCAACAAGAGAAUUGAUUACGCAAAUGAAAACGUGAGCGUUCUCCGGGAGAUGAUUAGCGAGAAAUAUGGCCAUAGGCUAGAGUGGAUCAUCAUUGCGUUGAUCACGGUUGAGGUUAUGUUUGAGCUUAGGAGAGUAUAUCGUGAAGACAUAAGUGAAGCCUAGGCAGCCCUAGCACGUGUACUUUAUCCUGUUACCACUGAUAUUCAAUUCCAUUUAUCAAUCUUCGUAGCCUUUGUCAGGUCUAAGUCUACGCCUAUUAAAUACUUAGCAAGCUUCG